Molecule: messenger RNA, 228 nt
Organism: Naegleria lovaniensis
Lineage: Eukaryota; Heterolobosea; Eutetramitea; Acrasida; Naegleriidae
Exons: 3
Coding region: 1-228 (75 amino acids)
Source: RefSeq, a predicted model, not a curated record
AUGCUCAGCAGAAUCUUGAGAAGCGCAAAGAGAGUCUUGCCAAGAAGAGGACAUGAUGCUCACCAUGAUGACCAUGGUCAUCAUCAUCACGAGUUGGUCAUGUUUACCAAUGGACCACCAAAGAAAUCUACCGUCCUUGGAAUGAUGGCUUUCAUGAUGGGAGGUCCUAUUUCAUUCACCUUCUUGUGGUGGUGGACCUAUGUUGGAAGCAAACUCUCUCAAAAGUAA